GAUUUAAAGCAGUAAGAUAACAUCAUGUCCUGGUCAGGAGGAUAUGAGAAUCAGUUUGGGACACAGAACACAUGGCCUGAUGGUACUACUAUUACUGGAAGGAAUGCAAAUCAAGGAAAUAAUGCCACAGUUCGAAGGACUAUGCUCAGAGAACUUUCACCAGGAAUGCCUAAUACGGUCUUGGUUGGUGUUGUAAUAACUAAGCAAAGUGUGAGAUCUUUUCCAAGCAAAAAAAAUAUUGGAACUGAAAAUUUCUUGAUGAGCUUUACACUUAGAGAUACUCCUACUGAAUUUAUAAAUGCAACAUGUUGGGGUAAUGAAAGACACAUUAGAGAAUUAAGUAAUACAUUUAAAAUUGGUGACAUUAUUGAAGUUCAGAAUCCUCAUGUUCAGAGCAAGCCCCCUGGUGAACUAGCUGACAAAUAUGGGCCAUGGACUCCUUUAGGUGUAGAAAUAAAUAUCAGUGAAACUCGUUCAACAGUUGUCCACUACAGUGGGUGGGAUUUUGCUAAUUUUAACUCAAUUCAACAUAUACCAGUCAAAGAAAGCAAUGAUUACUAUACACUUGCUGAUGUUAUUACUAAUGGACAGAAUUUACAUGGACAACAUAUCAACCUUUUAGCUUUAGUGAGAGAGAUGGGAAUACCUAAGGAUUUGGUGACCAAAACAGGAAGACAAACAAAAAGAUGUGAAAUAAAACUGCUUGAUGAAACAUGUCCAUUGUUUACACUUAUGUUUUGGGAUGAAGAAAAUAUUGAAUAUGCCCAAACAUGGAAUGUCAAAGAUACAGUGAUAUUUGCUGCUGAUGUUAGAGUAUCUUUUGAUGAUUUCAGGAAAACUAUGAUAGCCACUGUAGAUUCAAAAACUAUCUUCACAGUAAAUCCAGAUACUAGAGAAGCUCAUUCUUUAUAUACCUAUGGAAAAACUUACAAUUUUGAAGAAGAAAACUUGAAUGAAGGAUCAUCAGCUGGAAAGGACCCUGAGUUUGAAGUGUUACUUAAUUUAAUGAGUUUGAAUAUGAACUAUCUUCUUACAUUGUGCAUUAUAUUUUUUUUUUCUACUCUAGUGGCAAAUAUAACUGAUGUAUAUACUAUUCAACAAGUUAAAAAUAAGUUUGCUACCAAAUCAGAAUUCAACAUAGCUCCAGAAUAUGGCAUAAUCUAUGCAUUAAUAUCAUCCAUGAAUAUUGACGCUGGCAUCAGUACUGCUGUAUCAGUGAAAUGUUCACAGUGUAAAUUUCGGAUUGAUAGAGCAACUGGUGGUUGUAAAAACCGUGAAUGUCCUGCAUCUGUUACUGGUGAUGUGACUACACUGAUGUCAUAUGAUGUUCUACUCUCAGUUUCUGACCAUACUGGAACAUAUCACAAUUGUAGAUUAAGUGGCAGUGUUGCUGAAAUGAUGUUUGGCUAUCCAAUUUUCCAACCACAUUUUGACAAUCAAAAACCUAUACUGCGAAUUCUGUCAUGCAACCUGGCUGACCCUUAUGAGGCUGUCAAGUAUAUUCAAUAA
Saccoglossus kowalevskii is the source of this 1509-nucleotide messenger RNA. RefSeq names its product meiosis-specific with OB domain-containing protein-like. The record is from RefSeq and is a predicted model, not a curated record. Gene Ontology annotation, molecular function: single-stranded DNA binding; single-stranded DNA 3'-5' DNA exonuclease activity. Gene Ontology annotation, biological process: resolution of meiotic recombination intermediates. NCBI's taxonomy places the organism in Eukaryota, Metazoa, Hemichordata, Enteropneusta, Harrimaniidae.